AUGUCAACUCAUGAAAAGAGUUCUAGAUGACAGCAAGCUUUCUUACUUACUUACUUAAUUAUCUGGUGUUUAAGGUGUCUAGUGCCGCAGCCCAAAAGGGCCUAUGGCAAAACUGAUGACGUAGGCGAGCCAUCUUGGCACGGGUCAGCCCCGUCCAAGCCUUCUAUCAACUCCUGCUUCACCGGCCUUGCGACAGCAAGCUUUCAGAGUUAAAAAAAGCACAAUGGCUCCUACCAACUACCAUCUCCCUUUAUCGUUCCAUAUAAAUACAAAUAAAUUUAUAGCUCAGAAGAUCAUCAAAGAGAUUCCUAAUUGCACUACAAUUGAAUUUUUGGCCAAAAGCUUCAUAAAUCAAGCCAACUUUAUCAAAAACUAUCAAUUAAUUAUUUUUCUCAGAAUAUUUCUAACUCCUGAGCUUAAAGAGAUAUUAUUCAAAAUUAUUUUAUUUUCAAGAGAAUCAAGUGCACUGCAAGUGGCAGCCUCAAAUGCUAUAACAUUUCUUAAUAAAUGUGGAUAUUCAUUUGCUAAUAAAAAUUUAGAAGAAAUCCAAGUUCCAUAUUCAGAUCUGUCUUGAGGAAACUGAAUAAAUGUCAAUUUCAGAAAUAGUAAUCUUACUGGGGUCAAUUUUUCUAAUUCAAAUAUUCACAACUCAGAUUUUUCACAAUGCCAAAUGAAAAAUAUUAAUUUUGGGACCUUUGUACCUAUAGAAACUUAUGGAUUUUCAAUUAUUACCUCAUUUACUCCAAGUGGAAAUUACCUUGCUUAUGUCAGUGACAAGAGUAAAAUAAAUUUUUACAAAUUAAAAUCUCAGAAAAUACAAAAAACAUUGAAUUUUGAAAAAUACGUUAUCACUUCAAUAGCAUUUUUUCCCAACGAAUGUUCUUUAGCAAUUGGCUUAGAAAAUGGGAAAAUACUUAUUUAUGAUUGAAAUUCAAAUUUAUUAAUAAAAAAACUAAAAAACAAAAACUAUAAAAGAGUCUCUGCUAUGAUAAUAUCUCCAUGCAAAAAGUAUUUGAUUUCUGUAAUUAAUGAUAAAACAAUCAAUUUCUGGAAUCUUUAUAAUUACAAGGAGGUAAAAGAAAAUUUCACAAAAGUUGACUAUUUUCAAUUUAUUUUAUUUCAAUUUCAAAUUUAUUUUUUAAUUUACAAAAAGAGAGACAAAAGCCUUCAUAUCUAUAGUUUGUCAAUAGAAAAACAGGAAUUGGUCAAAAAAAUUAUAGCUACAGAAGAAAAUGUGAAUUCACCCACAAUUACUCCAGAUGGGACGCAUCUUUCUAUAGGCUAUGGAGGCAUAAACAAAAUAUCAAGAUGGAAAUUAUCAAAUAUGGAAAAAUAUACCCACUUUUUUGAAAGCUUUUAUUUUCUUGACAAAAUUGAAUGAUCACCAUGCGGAUGCUGCCAAACUAAUUCUAGAGGAAGCCAAAGUAUUGCAUUCUGAGAUGUAAAGAAUCAGAGAGUCAAGUGAAAGAUGUCUACUAAUUCUUAUAUGAUCACUGCCUAUCACAUGUCUCCUUGUGGAAGAUAUAUAGCAGCAAUAACUCUUCUCUCACUCCCCCUUGUAAAUUGAAAUAAAAUUCUGCUCAAAUUAAAAGGGGUUAAAAAAUUAUUUUAAAUUUUCUCUCUAUAAAAAAUAUAAAUUGAAUACAAUUAAUUGAUAGAAAUUAGUAUUUUACCUAUAAAUUUUUCUAUUGAAAACAAAAAUUGUUCGAAUUUAAAUAUGACAAUUUUACCUGUAUUUUGUUCUAAUUUAAAGGGGGAAUCAGAUAUCGCAAGUAUCAAGAUAAGAAAUAUUGAAGAAGAGUCCAAAUAUCCCUUUUUUAAGUUUAUAUGAGAGCCUGUGUCUUCUCUUUCACUAUCACCUUGUGGGAGGUUCUUAGCAGGUAUAUGGAACAGUGAUGGAGCUAAAAUAUGAGAUUUAGUAAAAGGGCAAGAAAUUAACUUUUUUAAUAGAAGUCAAGGAGAAUUCACACAAGCAGUUUUCGCGCCUUGUGAAGACACAAUUGCUUUUAUAAGAUCAAAAGAAAUCCUAUUUAUGUCUUCUAAAACAUUUAAACUUCAAAAAAAACUUUCAUCAAAUGACAGCAAUGAUUUAAGUUUUAUUGCAUUUUCUAAUUGUGGAACUAUGUUUGCAUUAGGAAAAGUAAAUGGUAUUAUUCAAAUUUGGAAUUAUAAUGAAAUGCAAAUGAUUAAAAAUUUAAAGGAGCAUGCCAAUUCAAUUUAUUCUAUCUCUUUCUCUCCAUGUGGAAGCAAAUUGAUAUUAACAAGCUGUAUACAUUAAAAUGAAGUAGCGAAUUGACCUAAAAUCUUAACUCCUGUCGCAGAUGACUUCAAGAGCCAAGGAACCUUGAAGAAGAGAGUGAGGUUCUCCAAUAUGUGUAUCAAGAUAGGCUUUACAAUAAAAGGAAGAGCAACAAUAAGGCAGAUUUUUCAUCAUGAAGAAAUGGGACACAAAGUUUGAAAGGGCCCCCAAGCAGUUCCUGAUGUAGCUUUUUAGCCAAUCGGGACAUUUUCCUACCACGGCACCUGCAGUUGUGUUUGGGAUUUGAGUUUCUAUUUAGUUGGCAGUGUUGGAGCAGUUUGGAAGGGAAUAGAUUCUCAUAUAAGUUUAAAUAAUGAUAAGGAUAUCAGCAAGCAUGGAAAUAUUCGUUUUGUGAGAUCUAACAAGUUUCACUGGAAUACUAAAAAUGGAUAACAAAAAUUCUUCUUGCCCAAUUAUAUUUUCUCCUUGUGCAAGAUUUUUUGCUGGAGGAGGAGAAAAUUUUUCAAUUUUAUUAUGGAAAAAUCCAAAUAAUGAAAUUAUAAAAAUUGAUGGACAUGAAAAAACUGUUUUUUCUUUGAGUUUUUCAACAUGCGGAAACUACUUGCUUUCCCUUUUAAGAGUGAGCAAAGCCAUUUGGAAAAUUAUCACCCCUAAUGAGCUCAAAAAAAUUUUUUUAAUUAUUUUUUUAAAAAUUAUUAUUGAAUAUAAUAAUAAUUUGCUUUAAUGGAAUUUCGAGCUAAUUCUGUUAAAAUUUUGCAUAGUUCGCAUUCUUAAAUUAAAAUUAAAUUCUUUUAAAAAUAAAAAAAUAAAAUUUAAAAUAUACUAUAAAUAAGAUUGGGUAGAAAAAUCUUGCUCAUUCUUAAAGGAAGACAGGGAUUUAGCUUCUGGGAGUGCUGAUAAAACAAUUAAAUUGUGGAAAAUAAAAGAGGAAGUUUAUCUUGUCAAAGAAUUUAAAGGUCAUCUUAGCAAUGUUAUGGCUGUUAUUAUUUCUUAUGAUGGAAAAUGAAUUAUUUCUGGAGGAUCUGACAGGACAAUAAAGAUAUGGAAUAUUGAAAAAGAGAUUUGAGGGGAAAAAGAAUUUCCAAAUAAUGGAGACCAUGAAAAUUGUGAAUUGAAAAAUGCAUUAGAAUGAUCUUCAUUAAAUGGAGAUUUAACUAUUUAUGAAUCUAAUUUUACACAUGCAACACUUAGCGAAAAAAAUUUAAAUAUUAUUAGAUCGCUGUCGAAGACUGGUGAAUCAAAUCUCAGCACAGAACCCAAGAAUAAAAAUUUCAAUGACUUUAAGUGGAGCUUAUAA
Molecule: messenger RNA, 3557 nt
Organism: Blepharisma stoltei
Lineage: Eukaryota; Ciliophora; Heterotrichea; Heterotrichida; Blepharismidae
Source: the annotation of a GenBank genome assembly